AGCGGAAAGCGGAAAUUAAAGAGAGCCGUGAAUGUCAAACUAGUAUGGUACGGACUGCGAUUUUAAGUAACCUAAAAUAAAAAUGUUGGGAUACAGUUUAUUUAGGAUAGUAGCGUUAACAAAAUGCAUCACAGCCAACGGUGGUACUGCGCUCUGCAGGACGAACAUGUUAAACAGAAUACAGACAUGUGGAUAUGCGAAGAAAGUUGCAACCAAAGGAAAAAAAGGCAUGGUGAAGGAAGAGCUGAAAGGUCCAGAAGUGUGUAAAGACCCUGUCAGACUUACUUCUUAUGCUGUAGGAGUAAACAUCUUCAAGCAAGGAGAUGACCCCAAACUGAAGCCUCCUGAGGAAUAUCCAGAGUGGUUGUUCGAGUUGAACCUGGGAGCGCCUAAAAAUCUGCAGGAGCUGGAGCCAGAAAGCUGGGAAUACUGGAAGCGUCUGAGGAAGGAAAACAUAUGGCGUUUCAACAGACUACAUAAAGGGAAGAAGUUUUAAGCCAUCACUGGAGUGACAGUGAGCAGCUCUCGUCCUGUGCGUCGAUGUGCUUCAGACUAUAUGAACUGAAUUACCAUGACAUUGACAUGUUCAGAUCUCAUGUCAAGAGAUCUCAUCAAUGAAACCUCAUUACACCAACUCUUUACCACUUGCCAUUCAUCUAGUCAAUUAUCUGAAAUCAUGCAGCAUAUUCAGUGGUUUCCCUGCAUAGGCCCUCUGGUAACAGUAUUUGAAAGCUGGGAGAAACUGUUAUUGAUUAAGGCUUUUGAGUACAGUAUAUAACUUUAGAAAGUUCAUCACAAGUUAUGUUGAAUACAGGUGGCAAAAAUAUAAGACCUGAGACUAACAGUACAGUGGAAUCCAAUACAUUAACAGUCUCAACAAAAAGUGAACAUCAUAAGCAGAAAAGUAGAUUAAAAGUGCAUUUUGACCCUCUCAGCAAAGCCCGUGAUACAAUCAAAAGCUCCAAAAACAGCUACUACAUUGACCUUGUGAUGAGAGUUCAGAUAGGUAGUGCUUACUGUAUUCAAUGAAGGGCCAUUGCACUGGAUUGAAUUCAUUUGUACAAUGGUGAUGACCUGAUGAUAUUUCCAUAAAUCACUUUCACCUUUUUUUUGCAGACUUAUGAUAAAUAAAUAUGAAUAAUUAUCCAACAAAUGAUGCCUUCUAUUCUUGCAGAAUGCUGUACAGCUUUAAUCCAUGGUAUGAAUAUAAAUCUGGAACCAUUUUAUAAAAGGUUUAUAAACUGAAAUUAAUGCCUCUUAAUGUUUCAUGGACCAGUUCUCAAUUCCAGAGCAACAUUUGUGUUGCUUGGUUGCAGAGGUUAAGUCACAAAUUUGGAGACUUGAGACUUGCUUGACAAAGUGAUAAAAGAUUCGACUUGACUUAGAUUUGACUUAGACAGAUGACUUGAAAGGGCUUUUUUUUAAUAUUUGUAUUUUUUAGAUGAAUUACAUGUUGUUUUUGAAACAUGAUUGGGUGAUUUCUUGUAUGAUGCCUACCAACCAGCUAUUUGGAUUGCAGGAAGAACAUUGGACAAUGCAAGUUCCACAUAGAGAUGCAUUGUAAUAGUAAUAACUAGUAUGGCACUCAGUAGAGCACAUACCUUUGCCAUGGCCAAACAAUCCUACACAUUGAUGAAAGUCAUUUUAAAAAAUCCUGGAUCCACUCCUUUAACCAGAUCCGCACCAAAAUUUAAUGGGUUGGCCUCCAGCCUGCGCCCCAUCACUCCACCAAGUUUUGUGCGUUUUGCUGACAUUUAAACACGUGUGAAAGCAUGAAGGUAAAGAUAAUAGGUAAUAAGACUAAUAAAAAUAAUCGUAGCAGUGAGUGGCUUGCAGUCACAGAUACAUUGCCACAGAAUGUCAAAUAUUAGUCAGAUUUCUAAGGUGUAAGCAACAAUUUCAUUCAUUUAAUUAAUGUUGAAAGUAAAAAUUAACUUUUAUUGACCUCUGUCUGUAACUGAUUUAAAUGUGGAAACUAUAUGUAGACCUGUAACUUGUUUAAUCAGAGCAAUGUCUGGACGUGUCUUGCUUGAUUCUCACCACAGUAACUUUGGACUUGUUUGAGACUGUAAAGACUUGAGACUUGCUUGUAGCUCGCACAUGUUGAGCUUACUACUACCUCUGCCACGUUACAAUCUACCGUGAAUAGUUUUUGCUCUGAUAAGUUGGCUUCAAUAAUUUGCGUUGCUGUGACAACGCUUUAUGCAAAUGAUCGAGCCUGUUGGCAGAAAUGAGGAACCGAAAUGAGAAGCAAAUAAAAUGGGGAACUAAAUCAUGUAAGACUGGAAGAGUAA
Seriola dumerili (greater amberjack) is the source of this 2294-nucleotide messenger RNA. It is a transcript of the gene mrpl54, whose product is annotated as mitochondrial ribosomal protein L54. Bases 83 to 496 code for a protein of 137 amino acids. Gene Ontology annotation, molecular function: structural constituent of ribosome. The record is from RefSeq and is a predicted model, not a curated record. The transcript has 3 exons. Gene Ontology annotation, cellular component: mitochondrial large ribosomal subunit. NCBI's taxonomy places the organism in Eukaryota, Metazoa, Chordata, Actinopteri, Carangiformes, Carangidae.